Messenger RNA from Nicotiana attenuata, 774 nucleotides. RefSeq lists its product as uncharacterized. NCBI's taxonomy places the organism in Eukaryota, Viridiplantae, Streptophyta, Magnoliopsida, Solanales, Solanaceae. The record is from RefSeq and is a predicted model, not a curated record. The coding region runs from base 1 to 774 and encodes 257 amino acids. The transcript has 4 exons.
AUGUUAGAGAUCAGGAGUAUGCUUCAACAACUCAUUGGAACAAAUGGUAAGAUGCAGGAAAAGUUGGCAGUGCAUGAUUCAGCAAUAAAGAACAUUGAAACUCCGUUGGGGCAGUUGUCUAUGGCCUUAAACAACCGCCCCCAGGGAACAUUGCCAGCGGACACAAAUAUUAAUCCCAAGGAGCAAAACAUGAAUCAGCUUAUUGCAGUAAGUCUCCGGAACGGGAGAGAUUUAGACAGAGAGCAGGAGAUUGCAAAAGCAUGCAAAGAGACUACGCUAGCCACUCUAGUUCCAUUAGAGGUAUACGAACUAGCAGAACUUAUUGAAGUGGUGGUUGAACAGGGUCGGGAUGAAAAGGGUAAGGCUAAGGUGAGUGAACAAGCUGCAGAACAGGUGGUACCUCUUGUGCCACAGAACCCCAACAGAGAGAAGCCAGCAAACAGUGCGCAAAGGGUGAUACCUGCACCAUUCCUUCAGAGACUGGACCUAUCCACAGUAACUCUGACUCAGACAUGCAGUGCAGUAAUGACAAGACCCAUGGCUCAAAAGAUGUCUGACCCAGGAGCCAGCAUAAAUUUGAUGCCUCUGGCCAUAUACACCAAAUUGGGCAUUGGCAGAGCUAGACCGACUUCGAUGCUGCUGCAACUGGCUGACCGCACGGUUAAAAGACCAACUGGGAUUCUUGAUGAUGUGCUGACUGGCCGGGCGAUCGCACUUUUGUUUCCUAGAUGGAUAUUCGGAGUACAAUCAGAUCUCAAUAGCCCCCGAAGAUAG